AUGACUACCAACAUCAACACAACAUUUCAUAUCAUAUCCGACUCACACGGACAACAAUUACUCUCAACUCCCCCGGCAGAACACAUCGACGUGGCCAUUCAUUGUGGCGACCUGACACAAGAGUCAAAAAUCAACGACGCUGACCUGAAACUAGUCAUUGCCGGAAACCACGGGUUUACUUUGGAUGCCGUGGCAUUCAAGAAGCUAGUUGCAAAUGCACCGCAACAAUUAGAGCCAGAAUUGGUUCGAAAUGGCGAUUAUGGUGAAGUUAGAAACUCCUUAUUUAAGACUGCUAAGGACGCUAAUAUCAUAUUAUUGGAUGAGGGCGGAAUCCUGGAUGUAACGGAGUUGCAGCAGAGAGUCGGCUGCCAGCAUCUAUUUCUAGCUGUUGCUCGUGCGCAGCCUCGUCUACACUGUUUCGGGCAUAUCCAUGAAAGUUGGGGCGCUAAGUUUGUAACUUGGAGGAGGAAUAUAGCGUCGGGUUCGAUGCCUUCUCAUUUCACGCAUAUUGACCAUUCAAAAUCGAGGGUCUUGGGUAACAUUUCGAGACUGAUUUUUGCAUGGCAAGACAAAGAUGUGAACUGUUUCUUGGCUGACUGCUAUUUCUUGGAACAGGAGACACAGACGUUAUUUGUCAAUGCAGCGCUCAAGGGAUCUCCGGUGCUGAUCAGGUACCCUGGAUUACAAGGAUUCCCCUACCUCGUGUACAGAAUGCACACGCUACUUGAAUUAUAUAUCGGCACACAUUGGAAUAUUCGAAAAUAUGUUUGA
Messenger RNA from Talaromyces stipitatus ATCC 10500, 771 nucleotides. RefSeq lists its product as uncharacterized. The transcript is spliced from 3 exons. Bases 1 to 771 code for a protein of 256 amino acids. NCBI's taxonomy places the organism in Eukaryota, Fungi, Ascomycota, Eurotiomycetes, Eurotiales, Trichocomaceae. The record is from RefSeq and is a predicted model, not a curated record.